AAAGUGUCAUUUAUGGAUAAAACCUCAGCAUGCGCCUGCUUCAAAAACUUGAAAAGCCCCAACUCCCAAAAACACAAACACAGAAUUUGUGAAUUGUGAUUUGUGAAGAAGGCGACUCACUCCUCCUCCUCCUUCCUACACAAGAGAGAGAAAGUAAGCAACAAUGUCUGCUUCGGCGAAUCUCGAGGAUUUGCCGUCGGUGGAUCUCAUGACGGAGCUCCUUCGCCGUCUCAAGUGCCAAACCAAGCCCGACAAACGUCUCAUUCUAGUUGGUCCACCAGGGUCUGGAAAAGGUACCCAAUCACCAAUAGUGAAGGAUGAGUAUUGUUUAUGCCAUUUGGCUACUGGGGAUAUGUUGAGAGCUGCUGUCGCUGCGAAGACUCCCCUUGGAAUCAAGGCGAAGGAGGCCAUGGAAAAGGGAGAACUUGUUUCUGAUGAUUUGGUUAUUGGGAUAAUAGAUGAUGCACUAAAGAAGCCUUCCUGUCACAAAGGUUUUAUUCUUGAUGGAUUCCCAAGGACAGUUGUCCAAGCAGAAAAGCUUGAUGAGAUGCUAGCCAAACGUGGAGUUAAGGUUGACAAGGUUUUGAACUUUGCAAUCGAUGAUGCUAUCUUGGAGGAGAGAAUUACUGGUCGCUGGAUCCACCCUUCUAGUGGUCGUACCUACCACACAAAAUUUGCACCUCCGAAAGUUCCCGGGGUUGAUGACGUAACUGGAGAGUCUUUGAUUCAACGUAAGGAUGAUACUGCAGCUGUUCUAAAAUCAAGGCUUGAAGCUUUCCACAAGCAAACUGAACCAGUUAUUGAUUACUAUAGCAAAAAGGGCAUGGUUGCAAACCUCCCUGCGGAAAAAUCGCCUCAAGAGGUCACGGCAGAGGUCAAGAAGGCACUCUCCUGAUCAAGAGCUAGGGAUUUUUUUUUUGGUCCACUAAUUAAUAAACACACUGUAUUUUGAUACAUUUUUUGACAGUCUAUUGAGAAGCUCUAGGACUAUUUUCUUUUGCUGAGUGGACACACAAUUCAAUUAUGUCUUAAAUGUUUUGCAAUAACAAUGUGAGGUGUUUUGAAAGCUAGAAUAUUUCUUUGUAACUC
Salvia miltiorrhiza (redroot sage) is the source of this 1089-nucleotide messenger RNA. Its product is annotated as adenylate kinase 4. Gene Ontology annotation, molecular function: ATP binding; AMP kinase activity. Lineage: Eukaryota; Viridiplantae; Streptophyta; Magnoliopsida; Lamiales; Lamiaceae. Gene Ontology annotation, biological process: nucleobase-containing compound metabolic process. The record is from RefSeq and is a predicted model, not a curated record. The coding region runs from base 164 to 895 and encodes 243 amino acids. The transcript is spliced from 6 exons. Gene Ontology annotation, cellular component: cytoplasm; mitochondrion.